Molecule: messenger RNA, 1463 nt
Organism: Mya arenaria
Lineage: Eukaryota; Metazoa; Mollusca; Bivalvia; Myida; Myidae
Product: amine sulfotransferase-like
Exons: 7
Coding region: 358-1251 (297 amino acids)
Biological process (GO): sulfation
Cellular component (GO): cytoplasm
Molecular function (GO): sulfotransferase activity
Source: RefSeq, a predicted model, not a curated record
UUUACUUUACAUAUUCAAACGAUGCAUACAAAUCAACAAUAAUUGUAACAAUGUGGUUUCCGGUGAGUAUCAACGGCGGCUCCGUGAUCGCUAGAGGGGGCCGCACUUUUGGGGCUCACCUCGAGGGCAUGUACCCCCUUCCAUGGGAACCCCCAAAAUAGGCAGUAAACAUGCCAAGGAAGGUUUAGGACCCCCUUAAAAAUGGUUAAUUUGUCUUAAGUGGUGCAUUUUGUAAUGUUUGGACGAGUGCCCCGCCAAAUCUGUUACUGAGCCUUCAAGAAAUUGCUCAGUUUGACAUGUAAACUCGCAAAAUCAGAGUGUACAUUAGUGAUUUUCAGUGACGCAAAAACUACAAAGAUGUCAGGUGAGGAAAUACGCCACAUCGAGAUCCCAUUUCGGAAGUACGAGGGGACAUCUCUGUUUUCCACAUGCGAGAUCGAGCAAAUACAAGACAUGACUGUCAGAGAUGAUGAUGUGUGGGUUUUAUCGUAUCCCAGAUCAGGGACAACGGUUACACAAGAGCUUGUUUGGUUAUUGUUGAAUGAUGUGAACAUCGAUGCUGCGCGCGCAACACCUUUAGAUAUUCGGUUUCCUUUUUUGGACGUUAACCUACCGGAUCUGCCCUUGUUUAAGGGUCUGAAGGGUGUUGAAGACCAGACGCCACCUCGGCUUAUAAAGUCUCAUCUGCAUUACCACGUUUUACCCAAGACCCUGUUUGAGAGCACGUGCAAGAAAGUCUACGUUCUGAGAAACCCGAAAGACGUGUUUGUAUCGUGCUAUAUGCUGACCCAGUUCCUGCAGGAAUACGGACAUGAACAAACCAUGGACGCCUUUCUCGACUCAUGGAUACAGGGCAACACCUAUGCCAGUCCCUGGUGGUUACAUGUUCGCGACUUUUGGCGUCAUAGAAAUGACAAGAACAUACUGUUCGUAUGGUAUGAAGACAUUGUUAAGGACAUGCAUUCAACUAUCCGUAAGCUCGCCACCCAUCUUGAGGUGAAGGUUAAUGAACCGGACGUGACGAAACUAGCCGAGCACUGUAGUUUCCCCAAUAUGCAGGAAAACAAGGCAAUCAAUGCUGGCUGGAUGGAAAAUACUCGGACCUUAAACUGGAAAUUUGGUGGACACAUACGGAAAGGUAUUGUGGGUGGAUGGCGAGAUCACGUGACACCAGAAAUGAACACCAAGAUAAACACCAUGGUUCAAGAGAGACUUGGUGAUAUUGCAUUACCAUUCGACUACGGAGGCUAGCAUCUUUCUGCUGCCUUUAUGUACAUAUUAUUUUAUCCUUGUGGUAAUAAAUAGUGUCAAAAAUAUAGUUUUGUCCUUUGAGCAUUUCUUUUCAGUAACAAUGGAUAGUUUAUAUAAAGCUACUAUAUUUGUCAAUUAUAGCUUGUACAAUAAUUGUAUACCUGUCAAAUUGGCCAGUUCAGCAAUUAUCAAUAAAAUAUUUCCUUCUAAGA